Messenger RNA from Jatropha curcas, 2678 nucleotides. RefSeq names its product Zinc-finger domain of monoamine-oxidase A repressor R1 protein. Gene Ontology annotation, biological process: regulation of DNA-templated transcription. Lineage: Eukaryota; Viridiplantae; Streptophyta; Magnoliopsida; Malpighiales; Euphorbiaceae. Gene Ontology annotation, cellular component: nucleus. The record is from RefSeq and is a predicted model, not a curated record.
GUGGCGCUCCAUUUAUGAUUUACCCUCCAAAACUCCAAAAUCCCAAAAUCAAGAAAUUCAUUUCUUGGCCCCAAAAAAUUUCAGUCUUCUCAAAUCUCUCCCGCCACUGCUGCUAGAGAGGGAACUGAAAUUCAAAUAAAGUCAAAAAAAAACUGAGACAUUUCUCCGGAUAUCUCUCCUUUGUCUGAGAUAAACGUAAUCUGAUUUUGUCUUCGAUUUGGUAACACUGCCGGAAAGCAGUAGCUGUAGUUAUGGCAGUUAUCUCUUCAGGUCCUGAAUUGAAAAGUGAAACAGUUGCUGCUACAGAGGAGAAGAAGAGUCGGUCUAAGUGUCCUGGAGUUCGCGUUAUUGGAGGAAGAAUAUAUGAUUCUCAGAAUGGGAAGACUUGUCACCAAUGCCGGCAAAAAACAAGGGAUUUUACUGCCGGGUGCAAGAAUCAGAAAGGAAACAAGCAAUGUUCUAUUAACUAUUGCCAUAAAUGCCUAGUGAACAGGUAUGGAGAGAAAGCGGAAGAGGUGGCACUACUUGAUGACUGGAAAUGUCCGAAGUGUAGGGGCAUUUGUAAUUGCAGCUUUUGUAGGAAGAAAAGUGGUCAUAAACCUACUGGUAUACUUGUUCGGACAGCCAAGGAAAAUGGGUUUUCCUCGGUCUCAGAACUGCUGCAGAUUAAAGGUCCUGAGAAUUUUGGUAUUGAUAGGAUUGCCAAAGAUGCAGAUGUUUCAUUGGUGAAACCUGCUUCUACUAAGGAUCCUACAAUUGCUUCACCUAGGAAACAUGGGAAAGAAAAUUCUUUUGAAGGAAACAAUGAUCUGAGUGUGCAUUCUCAAAAUUUAACACCAGUAUCUAACAGGAAUAAAUCUAGGAAAAAUAAAAAAUUACAGGAAGUUAAUAAGAGCAAUGGGGGUGAUGACGCUAACUUAGUGGGAAGUGGUCAGAAGAAACCUAGACAUUUUGAUGAAGUUUCUAAGAACAAAGAAAAGACGAACGAAGAGGAUGAAUUUGUUUUGGUAGAGAAAAGUAGGUAUGAGGCCCAGCCUCGAGAUGUUCCAAAGAAAGAAAUAUCAAUGAAUGGAAAAGCUGUAGGUAAUCUUGCGGAGCAAAAGAAGUCUAAGAAACAAACGCCAAAGGAGGUUGCUGUUUGUUGUACAACAAAUGAAGAGAGGAAUGACACCGAUUGCAAACAUGGAGUUUCAAAUGAUGUUAAAAAUGUUGAUCCCAAAAUCAAGAACAAGACGGCUUCAGAGUCAUGCAAAAUUAACAAGGAUAUUUUAGAGCCUCAGAAAAAACAAAUUGAUGAUAGCAUAUCAUUGCCUCCAGCCACCUCCUUAACUACUGUAGCGGGGAUUGAGUUACCUCAUGAAGCUGCUGGACAUGCAUUGCAAUUCUUCGAGUUUUGUGCUGCUUUUGGCGAGGUUCUUGAUGUCAAGAAAGGGCAGACUGAAGCUGUGAUUAGAGAAAUAAUAUUUGGCCGAAGAGGGCGCCGGUCACAAGGCUCGCUAUUAGCGCAGUUUCACAUCAAAUUAUUGUCUUUGAUACAAGAGGAUAUUGGAGAAGAGUCUGAAGCCCUAAGUUCAGCAAAUGGCAAAAAUUCCUGGUUGAAAGCACUUGGGAAAUUUUUCUGUAAGUGCAGAUUCAUAUCAACAGAAUUCCCCUCUGAUUGUUUUGAUAAGGGUAAUGAAGGAUACGAUAUGUUGAGUGCCUCACAAAAGUUUAAACUCUUGAAUUUUCUAUGUGAUGAAGCUCUUAAUACUGGAGAUUUGCGGAGUUGGAUUGAUGAUCAAAAUUCUAAAUUUGUUGAAAGAGGGAAGGAAGCAAAAGAAAAAGUUCUUGCUGCAAAGGAUAAGGAGAAACAAUUGAAACAGAAGGUGCAGGAUGAGGUUGCUAAAGCCAUCAUGGCCAAAAAUGGUGCUCAAUUCUCAGUUUCUGAGCAUGAAGCAAUAGUUUCUCAAAUUAAAAGAGAAGCUGCUCAAGCUCAUAAAGAAAUGUUGGAGGCUAUGGGAACGGUACCCAAGAAGAGACAAAGAUCUGAUGCUGUUAGAACAGAUCCUCUCCUUUUAGAUGAAAAUGGUCAUGCUUUUUGGAGACUAAAAGGCUACAAUGAUAAACCAGAUAUCUUGCUUCAAGAUAUGGGGAGCUGGACUUCAAUUGUACCUGAGGACAAAUGGUUUGUCUAUGAUGCUGAACAGAAACAAGGAAUUGAGAAAUACAUCUCCUCCUUAAGGACAAAAAGGCUUAGGAUUCAAAAAGUUACAGAUAGCACGCUGCAGGAAAAAAACUCAUAGGGUUAUUUUGUUGAUAAUUUACCAUCUUUGUCUGUGCAAUUUAGAUCAAGGAGAAAAUUCUGAGAUUUUUUGUUACUAAAUGGUUGACAAUGGCAUCAUGCAACUUGGUCUCAUACAAAAUUUCCAUUAUCAAGUAAUUGACAUUUUGCAGAUAUUCAUUUUGUUGUGUGCUUCAAAAAUGGUGAAUUUUCACCUUUAUGGAGCACCUAUUUACAUUGUUGUGCUUGAGCCUCCCUGUAAAGGUCAUAACCCUUGUAUAAAUGUACAACAUCAUUAGAGGAAACAAUUUAGAUACAAGGUUUCCCUCUUUUGAUAAGCUCAUUAUAUUCACAUAUUCUGAUCAAUGUUGUACAGCCAAUAUAACUAAUUAGAGAGCUUUUUUCCUUUUAUAUUUAA